AUGCGUGAUAACAGCAUACGGCGGGAAGCUAAUAUUAUCGUCGGAGCAGGUUUGUCAAAGCGCAAAAAGGAGGAGCUUGAUCGAGGCCUUGAAAUUGUUCGACAGUUUCAACUUCUACGUGCCCCAAAGUUUACCGAAAUUGGAACCAUUGCAGAACGUAAGUUUUUUGUUGAUGCGUUGAUUCUAGCCACUGAUAUUCGAUUCUCUAAUAGCAUGAGAGAUGCUAAUGCACCAUAUAUCAAUCGAAUGAUUGCCAUGGACGAGUUGCGAGAAAUUGAACGGCAGUUAGAGUUCAUAAAUGGCGACCUUGGUCGUAUAGCAGGCGAAUCAAUGUAUGCUUAUUUAUCUCGAAUCCGUCAAGUGGCACUACCUUCGCUAUCAGAACAUCUAUGUGAACGAAUCGGCUUGCUGGCGGAACAUUGCAGAUAUCGACACCAGCCUUUCGGUGAAUCAGAGUUAACGGAAACUCGUGCACUGAUCAAAGAAAUUGUGAAAAUAUUAAAUAAUGAACAGGAACGCCUCUCUGCACUGCAUAUGAAAGAAUCAACCAGUUCAGCGUUACAAGAAAUUACUAAGAGGUUAACGGCAGGAGAAAGUAAAAAAGGAACCCACAAAAGGAACACAGCCGUUAAUGCGAUUCGAAAUGCUUUAUUGCCGUUGCCAUCUGAUAAGAAUGAGACGAGAUUAGCAAGAACAAAUGAUCAGAGGAAACCACUGAUAGCUGAUGAUAAGGAGGCGAUUAGUGACACACCCGCACUUCAUAUUUUGGGUUCCCGUGUAACUACUGCUGAUACUCAAAAUACACAACCCUUGGAGUGCACUCCACUAAUCGCAUAA
Acanthocheilonema viteae is the source of this 837-nucleotide messenger RNA. The record is from the annotation of a GenBank genome assembly. Lineage: Eukaryota; Metazoa; Nematoda; Chromadorea; Rhabditida; Onchocercidae.